Molecule: messenger RNA, 3296 nt
Organism: Camellia sinensis
Lineage: Eukaryota; Viridiplantae; Streptophyta; Magnoliopsida; Ericales; Theaceae
Source: RefSeq, a predicted model, not a curated record
AUGAAAAGAGAAUAUAUUUCUCCGGAACUCCGGAAAGCGAUUCAAGAAUCUAGGUUUUCAAUUGUGGUUUUGUCCAAGAACUAUGCUUCUUCCAGAUGGUGUUUGGAUGAACUUGUGGAGAUCCUUGAAUGCAGCAACACAACUGUUUAUCCGAUUUUCUAUCACGUGAAACCAUCGGAAGUGCGAAGCCAAACAGAGCCAACCCAAACGGGGAGGUUUAGGGAUGAAUUUGAGAAAUUGGUUUCCAAACAGGGAGAUUUGGGGAUAGAGAAGGUCCAAAAGUGGAGGAAUGCUUUGGAGCAAGUUGCCAAAUUUUCUGGAUGGCCUUACCCUAAUGAUUCAAUUGUUAGGUCUGAAUCAAUGUUCAUCCAGGAACUUGUUGGGAUACUUUUUAAAAAAUUGAACCAUACAUAUUCGAGUGUUUCUGAAGACCUAGUUGGGAUGAAUUCUCGUAUGGAGGAAAUGAUUGAAUUGCUAGGAUUAGGGAUGGAUGAUGCUCGUGUUGUCGGGAUAUGGGGGAUGGGUGGAAUAGGUAAGACAACUCUUGCAAGUGCUAUUUAUGCCCAUAUCUCUUGCCAAUUUGAAGGUUGCAGCUUCAUUGAAAAUGUUAGAGAAGUUUCAGAAAAAGGUGGUUGGAAAACUCUGCAACAACAACUCAUUUCCGAAAUCUUAAUGGAAAAAGAUGUAAGAGUAGGAAAUGUUGGUAGUGCCUUGAGUACAAUAAGGAACAGGGUGUGCCGUAAAAAGGUUCUUAUUGUUCUUGAUGAUGUGGAUGAAUCAACAGAACUUGAAAAAUUGGUAGGAGAGCUUGAUUGGUUCGGUUUUGGAAGUAGAAUCAUUAUAACAACUCGAAAUCAACAUACAUUAAUCAGAUAUGGCAUAUCACAUAUUUAUAAGGUUGAGGAAUUAGGAGAAGAUGAAGCUAUAGAACUCUUUAAAUCAAAAGCCUUCAGGAAACACCAACAAAUGGGAGGCUAUGGAAAACUUGUAUGUCGUGCAAUAGAGUAUGCUAAAGGAGUUCCUUUAGCUCUCAAAGUUUUGGGUUCUUUUCUUUGUGGUCGAAACAAAGAUGAAUGGGAAAGUACAUUAAACAGAUUGAAAGAAAGCCCUCUAAAUGAAGUUCAACAAGUACUCAGAGUAAGUUAUGAUGCAUUACAAUUGGUAGAAAAGGAAAUAUUCUUAGAUAUUGCAUGUUUUUUCAAAGGGAAAGACAAAAAUGAUGUAACAAAAACACUAGAAAGUUGUGACUUCCACCCAAUUAUUGGAAUAAAAGUUCUUGUUAAAAAGUCUCUUGUAUCCAUCUCAAACAAUAAGCUGAUGAUGCAUGAUUUGAUACAAGAACUAGGGUGGAAUAUUGUUCGUCAAGAAUCACCUAAAGAGCCUGGGCAGCGUAGUAGGUUGUGGAUUCAUAAAGAUUCAACACAUGUGCUGAUGGAGAAUACGGGAACAAAAAAGGUUGAAGGCAUAGUUAUGGAGUAUCCUGACCUUCGAAGUCGAGAUCCAAAGGACAUUGGCCUAAAAGAAUUGAAGUUGAGGCCUAAAGCUUUUGCAAAGAUGUCAAAUUUGAGAAUUCUCAAAAUUUGUUGUAUGUACUUCUCAGAAGACCUCAAGUAUCUUUCUAACAAGCUCAGGUAUCUUGAUUGGUAUGGAUACCCUAUGAAAUACAUGCCUUCAACAUUUCAACCAGAGCGUCUUGUUGAACUUCACUUCAAACAUAGCAACAUUGAACAACUUUGGGAGGGAACAAUGUUCUUGAAACAAUAUAUUUUCUGCAAUUUCUAUCUAUCUUUUUUUUCUUUUUCUUUUUUCCUUCAACAGCAUCUAGACACGUUAAGGAUCAUGAAUCUUAGUCACUCGACAUAUCUAACCAAGUGCCCAGACUUCAUGAGAAUCCCAAAUCUGGAAAGACUGAUUCUUGAAGCAUGUAUAGGUUUGGUUAAUCUUGAUCCAUCCAUUGAAAUUCUCAAGAGUCUUAUUUUCUUGAAUUUGAAGGACUGCGAAAAUCUCAUGAGUCUUCCAAGUGUCAUUCAAUUGGAAUCUCUUGAAGUUCUUAAUGUCUCUGGGUGCUCAAAGCUUAAAUACAUUUUGGUCAACUUUGGUUAUAUGAAACGUUUAUUAGAGCUUCAUUUAGAUGGGAUUGGUGUAAGUGAACUUCCACAUUCAAUUGGACACCUUACCAAUCUUGUUUUGUUGAGUCUGAGCAAUUGUAAAAACUUGAGAAGUAUUCCGGACAACAUUUGUCAGUUGAAAGCUCUUACAAGUCUAAAUCUCUCUGGGUGCUCCAAACUUGACAAACUCCCACAAGACGUGGGUAUUCUAGACUGUUUAAAGGAGCUUCGUGCAGAUUGGACUGCAAUUAGACAACUCCCUCCCUCCAUUGGACUUCUGAAGAAACUUAAAACAUUAUCCUUGGAAGGGUGUAAAGGAAUAGCAUCUUAUUCAUGGAGUUACUCCUUCUUACCUUCAAUUUUACAAAGACGGAGAGAGAAUUACACAGCUUUGGAACUAGAAGCUUUGUUAGGGUUGGAGUCUUUGGAACGACUAGAUCUCAAUGACUGUAAUUUAAAAUCUAUCCCCACAACUAUUUGCCACAUCUUCUCGUUGCAAAGUUUAGAUCUAAGUGGAAACUAUAUUGAAAGUUUACCCACAACCAUGAAUAAACUUUCUAAUCUGGUGUGCUUGUAUUUGAAUGGUUGCAAGAGGCUUCAAGAACUGCCAAAGCUUUCAUCAUAUAUACGUAAUAUAGAAGCUAAUGAUUGCACAUCAUUACGAACAAUAUUGAGUCUGCCCAAAUAUGAUAAUGUUGAAGGGUUUUCCUUCAUGAAUUGCUUCAAACUUGUUGAGAAUGAGCAAAACAACAUCCUGUCAGAAAAAUUUCUUUCAAAUCAAUUUCAGGUUCUCUCUCUCUCUCUCUCUCUCUCUCUCUCAUUGUGUGUGUGUGUGUGCAUGCACGUGUGUAUGCUUGUGUGUAAGCAUUGUGACCAAUCUCUAUUGUACAGAAACAUUUUGAAUGGCAAUGGCAAGAAUCUACUUAUAUUAGUUUCCCCGGGAGUCAGAUUCCAAAGUGGUUCAGUCAUCAAAGUAGGGGGUGUUCAGUAUCUUUUGAGCUGCCUCCACAUUGGUAUAACGACAGGUUCUUGGGAAUUGUUUUCGCUGUUGUUGGAAUCAAGAAUAAAUCCAAGUGCUGCAAGUUUUAUUCUAUUGAGGUUGGGUUUAAGCGCCUUGGUAUUCAAAUGGUUGUCGGAAAAAGCCCUAAAAAUGAGCUAGCAUAUUUUGAAUAUGUGAAUUCUCAAAAU